Molecule: messenger RNA, 3167 nt
Organism: Plectropomus leopardus (leopard coralgrouper)
Lineage: Eukaryota; Metazoa; Chordata; Actinopteri; Perciformes; Serranidae
Product: FERM domain-containing protein 6
Biological process (GO): positive regulation of hippo signaling
Cellular component (GO): cytoskeleton; cytoplasmic side of apical plasma membrane
Source: RefSeq, a predicted model, not a curated record
ACUUGCAACACAGGGAUGGGGACAAGCUGGUGUCCUCCACAGUCCUGUCAAGUUUAACUCGGAUAAAAAAAAGAAAAUUUUGUGUUUUAACAAACUUCGAGAAGACCUGCGACUGAAUUUUGAACUCCUUUGCGUCGUAUACUGUCAUGAUACAAUAUGGAGGAACUGCCCUGGAACAGAUAAGAAGUGAAGGAUAGGGGAAGAGAGACAAGAAGGAGGCAGUUUAAGAGAAAGAAAGAACUUAUCACCAACAUACACAAGACAUCAUGUCCACCUCGAUAAAGCACGAGAGAACUAUUUGUGUUCUCCUCCCCAACAAGGACCAGCUGGACAUCACCGUCGGGCUGAAGUCCACGGGGCAGGAUGUUUUUAAUCGAGUGGCAGAGCUUCUUGGAAUCAAAGAGCUGCACUUCUUUGGCUUCACAGUUGUGAAGGACAAUGAGCACAUAUUUAUAGACAUGGAGGAGAAACUGACUAAGUACUUUCCAAAGGAAUGGAAGCAAGAUUCAGUAAAGGGAUUACACAGAAGGCCGCUGCCUCUAGUGCUUUGCCUCAAAGUGCAGUACUACAUAGAAAACGGCAGACUCAUUUGUGAACGUAAGGCACGGCAUCUGUAUUACUCAGACUUGCGGGAACGGGUGCUUCGCUCUGAAUGUCGUCAGCAGGAGGAGGUGUACUUCCAGUUGGCAGGUUACGCCUUGCAGGCUAACCUUGGUGACCACCCGCUGCCAAAGGACGAUAUGGAGGUCACUCCUUACUUUGAACCUAAGGAGUAUUUUCCCCCUUGGAUUGUAGCUAAGAGGGGAGUAAAUUACCUCCUCUGCCAUGGGCCCAAGGUGCAUCAGGAGCUGUGGGGCAUGUCUGCUCGGGAUGCCAUGCUGCUCUUCAUCAGGGAGUCAUGUCGACUGGAGGAUGUACCUGUCACGUUUUACAAACUGCAAAAGGACAAAAAGGCAGAGAGAGGAACGGCAUUGCUCGGUCUGACCCUGCGAGGAAUGCAGGUUUAUCAGGAGGUGAACAAUAUUCGACAGCUGCUGUACGACUUCCCCUGGUCAAACGUGGGCCGUCUCACCUUCCUGGGCAAGAAAUUCGAGAUCCAGCCAGAUGGCUUGCCAUCAGCCAGGAAGCUGGUUUACUACACCGGGUCAUCGUUCCGCUCUCGCCACCUCCUGCUGCACCUGAGCAGCAGCCAUCGCAUCUACCUCAGCCUUCAGCCUGCCCUCAAACACCUACGCCAGCUGGAGGAGAGCGAAGAAAAAAAGCGUUACAGAGAGUCAUAUAUCAGUGAUGACCUGGACUUGGACCCCCCAGGCAGUGAGAGCAGCCCUGGUCUGUCUCGACACUCCACCAGCAGCUCUGGGAUUGAAGCCGACGCCCGUCAACACAGCAUCUCCACGGAGAUGGCCUCCAUGGAGGAGGAAGGUCAACGGCAAGCAGAGAAGGGCUUCAGCUCAGGAGCCAGCCGUGGCAGCUCCUGUACCUCUGGGUUUGACACCGGCAGUAAAGCUCGAAUAGAAGAUGAGGGGUGGCAAGAGGAAGUACACACCUUGAGCCCUUGUACACAUGAGAUCAAAACCAAUAUUGGAAGUCCAAAGGAGGUUCUUGUGGAUGAUCCAUACGAGAUGUUCCAGUUGGCUGAUCUUCUUGAAGGAGUGUCAGUCGAUUGUUCAGAACUCUCCUCAGAGACUCACUCACCAAAAAACAAAGCCUGUACCCCAGACAGUGAUGAAGACCUUGAGAAGUUACAUAACAAGGAUAUGUUAAAACAGAUGCUGAAAUCUAGGGCACAAGUAAGCGUGGAUCGGCACAGCCACAGUCUAGAUGAUGUACGUCUGUUUCCACCUCCAGUCCCCCUGGGGACGACACUGCCACCUGAUUCCUCCCACAGCUACACCUUUGGCCUCCUAGAUGCCUCAACAAACACAAAGACCCCUGUUGGUGACAGUUAUCAUCCCCUUUUGCACUGCCAAGACAAACCCUCCUUCUAUGGCCGCAGGUCUACCAACUGCCUCUCCCUGGACAUGUUAGGUGAUGAACAGUUUCUGGAAUUCCUUCUUUGAAUACAUCAAGUGUUGAUGUCCACAAAUAGGCCCGUUCUCUUCCAUUUACAGUGCAGCUUAACACAUAGGUUGCCAGCACAUGAAUGUCUCAGUUUUCUACUGUGUGGUGAUGACAAUGUGGGAUGUGUGUGUUUCAAAUUGCAGAGACACAUUGGUAAAAAUGACGGGACCCCUCAUUCCUCUUAGAAAAGAUGUGGAUUAGAGAACAGAGACCUUAAUCAGCAACAUUUCGAUCAGUGAGCAGAGCAUAUUUAUUAUUGUAUAUUAUGUACAUACUACUUGCACUAUUUUAUUACAUAUCACCUUUUGAGUAAAAAUGGUUCUAAUCAAUUGUAUUGUGUUUUGUAAAGUUCAGGCUGUUCAAAUGUUUCUGAAAUGUCCAAAUAAGUUGAUGUCAGGGGCAGAGUGUUUGACAGGAAGAGAUAUUUGGUCAUUUUAAGGCUAUGCACUCGUGCUGUAUUGGACAUUCAGAUGGGACUUAUCUCCCUUGCCAUAAACCUAUUUGAUAAUAUAAACGCUUAAAUUUCCUUGUUUCAUUCAGGAGAAUCUCCAGAAGCCACGGUGCUAAUGUUUUCACUCCUGUUUUUUAUCAUGUUUUUUUAAAUCAUAUUUUAUAACAUACUCUAUUUUUGUAUAGUGUGCUCUGUCAUGCUUUUCCUAUUAGUCUGCCACAGCAAUGUAGCUGCCGAUGUGGAAAAUUGAACCUCUUUACAGCUGGUAAUGCAUUCAUCCAAAGCUCCCCCAUUCUAUACUGUCACCCCGCUGUCUUAAUUAAGUAUUCUUUGUAAAGCACUAUUUCUGUAACCAGUAAAUGUAUAAUGAAUCUGCAGUAUUUUUGUAUUAUGUAACCCUGAAACAAAGAGUCUUUCUGUCAUUUUCUUUCUCAGAUGUUAUGUUCACUGUUUUGUACAUGAUAAUUGGUAUGCAAAAGAAGUGAUGUCAUAGCUGAUAGGAGCUCACUUGGAAUGAUUGUAAGUCAUUAACCACAUCAACUUUUUCUCAAUGCCAAUAAUGUACAAACUGUUAGAGUUAAUUCGCAAUACUGAACAAUUCAUUUUUUAUCUAAAGCAAUGUUUUUUAUCUUAGUGAAAAUAAAUUCUUAUCCAA